AUGUGUAGAUCACUGCGUUACUGUGUUAGUCACUGUCUCUAUGCAGCAAUGACAAGAUUGGAAGAAGCAAAUAGAGAAGUGAACAUGCAUUCAUCAGUCCGAUAUCUUGGCUAUUUAGCCAGGAUCAACUUAUUGGUUGCUAUAUGUCUGGGCCUUUAUGUCAGGUGGGAGAAGACUGCAGAUGCACUAAUACUGGUAAUCUUUAUCCUGGGACUUUUUGUUCUUGGAAUUGCCAGCAUACUUUAUUAUUAUUUUUCAAUGGAAGCAGCGAGUUUGUCUCUCUCCAAUCUUUGGUUUGGAUUCUUGCUUGGCCUCCUCUGUUUUCUUGAUAAUUCGUCUUUUAAAAGCGAUGUGAAAGAAGAAGCAACCAAAUACUUGCUCCUUACUUCCAUAGUUAUAAGGAUAUUGUAUGCUUUGGUGGAGAGGAUUUGCGGCUGUGUCCAUCAUCGACCGACUCUGCUGACAACAGUUGAAUUUCUGGAGCUGGUUGGAUUUGCCAUUGCAAGCACAACUAUGUUGGUUGAAAAAUCCAUAAGUAUCAUCUUGUUAGUUGUGGCUUUGGCCAUGCUGAUUAUUGACUUGCGGAUGAAGUCUUUCUUGGCAAUUCCAAAUUUGGCAAUUUUUGGAGCUCUAGCAUCUUUAUUGUUUUUUCCGUCCCUCAACAUUCCCACAAACCCAUUUGCCUUGUCCUGUUUCUUUAGUUGCCUGAUUUCAGACCCUCUUCUUGAUGUCUACUUCAGUGGACUUUCAGUUACUGAACGAUGGAAGCCCUAUUUGUACCGCGGUAGAAUUUGCAGAAGGCUUUCGGUUAUCUCUGUUGGAGUAAUUGAACUUAUCUUUUUUGUUCUAGCAGCAUUUAAAUUAGGCGACUUGGGUCUCUGGUACUUUAUUAUACCUGGUUUUUCCAUUUUUGGAAUUUUCUGGAUGAUCUGCCACAUUAUUUUUCUUAUAACUCUUUGGGGAUUUCAUACAAAAUUAAAUGACUGCCAUAAAGUCUAUUAUACCCACAGGGCAGAGAAUAAUAGCCUUGAUCGUGUCAUGGCUUCUAAAGGAAUGCGUCAUUUUUGUUUAAUUUCAGAGCAACUAGUAUUUUUCAGUCUCCUUGCAACUGCAGUUUUGGGUUCAGUAACUUGGCAGCCAAAGAAUGGGAUCUUUAUGAGUGUGUUUCUGAUUGUUUUACCUCUGGAGUCUAUGGCUCAUGGGCUUUUCCAUGAACUGGGGAACUGCUUGGGAGGAACAUGUGUGGGAUAUGCUGUUGUGAUUCCCACCAACUUCUGCAGUCCUGAUGGCCAACCAACACUUCUUCCACCUGAGCAUGUGCAAGAGUUAAAUUUGAGGUCUACAGGCAUGCUCAAUACCAUCCAGACGUUUUUUGCCUAUCACAUGAUUGAAACAUAUGGCUGUGAUUAUUCUACAAGUGGACUUUCUUUUGAUACACUUCAUUCUAAGCUGAAAUCUUUUCUUGAACUUCGGACUGCAGAUGGACCCAGACAUGAUACUUACGUUUUGUAUUACAGUGGUCAUUCCCACGGCACUGGUGAAUGGGCACUAGCAGGUGGCGAUGCAUUACGGCUUGAUACUCUUUUGGAAUGGUGGAGAGAGAAGAAUGGUUCCUUUUGUUCACGACUUAUAAUUGUGUUGGACUGUGAGAACUCCCAGCCUUGGGUUAAAGAAGUAAGAAAAGUAAAUGAUCUUUAUAUUGCAGUACAAGGAGCGGAAUUUGCCAAGGUGCUAGAUAUUGAGGAAUCAGACCCACCACGACUUGGUGACUUUACCAGAGAAUGGGUCGAAUACAAUUGUAAUCCUGACAGUAACAUCAGCUGGUCUGAAAAGGGCCGUGCAGUGAAAGCACUGUAUGGUGUGUCAAAACGCUGGAGUGACUAUACUCUGCAUUUGCCAACAGGAAGUGACGUUGCCAAACACUGGAUGAUGUACUUCCCUCGUAUUACCUAUCCAUUGGUGCAUCUGGCAAACUGGUUUUGUGGUCUCAAUCUGUUCUGGUUGUGUAAAGCUUGUUUUAGAUGUUUGAAAAGAUUAAAAAUGAGUUGGUUUCUUCCCACAGUGCUGGACACAGGACAAGGCUUCAAACUUGUCAAAUCGUAAUUAAGAACCAAAGAUAAAUAGAAAUGAGAUGUCUGGGAAAUUUCUCACUCUAAAAUUCGAUUGUCUUACGGCUUUUUUUAUAUGUAACAGUUUGUGGAGGAAGCCUUACUACUUCAUCUCUUUGAGUAAUUACAGUAUAUGCAAAGGGUUGGAAGUUUCAUGCUAAACUAGGAUAGGAUUGUAAUGUUUGAAUUUUGUUACCAAAUUAUAUAUAAUUUAUUAAAUAUGGCCAUGCACUUUGGAGAUAGUUUGCAUGUUCAUAUGUGUUAAGCAGAAAGCUGCCUGUGUUCAGAACUAACUAAUAACAGGUUUUGAUAAGCUUUGGCGUAUAUAAUGAUACUUAGCAGUUACAUCCCUCUCAGACUUCAAAUAUAGGAAGAGAAACAAGCCAAUGUUCAAAUCUCUUAAAAUUAUGCCAUCACAUUUCUAUGAUAGUUUUCAGGGUAUUAUAGAACAGAUUCAAACAUUUAAAAACUCAAGAAACACUUUAGGCAAGUAGUUGCAAAAAUAUUUAGAUUUGUUUACAUUAACAUUCCCAAUCCCUGCCUGAAGCUUCAGUUGAUCACAAUACGGGUUGCCCUUGUGGACCUAGGGCAUUAAAAGGAACUUUUAGAACAUUUUGUGGCACUAACUAUGUUGUUGACAGCCAAGAAAGAGAGGUUUUCAAAUGUGGUUUUUAAAAUGUUCAAUAUUUUUUCAAAAUAAAUUUGGUCUCUUUCAGGGAUAUUUUUUUAAAAGGAGGUAAUAUGUAUAAAGCAUAAUAAAUGUGCCAAAAGCUUUGUGGGGAUGGUUCUGUCCCAUCAGAUCUAGUGGUCUUCCAUCAAUUUGACUUUCGAAUUAUUCCCUCUGCAUAAGAACUCAAAAUAAAGGAAGCUACUUAGAAAUUAUUCAGAGUUUUACAUAUAGAAAUGAUGUAUGAAUAACAAAAUGGGAAGUAUGGAAGUAACCUUGCCCCAAGGUUUCUUACCGGAAAAUCUUGGCUUUGUUUAGGACCCUAGUCCUGUGUAGUGUUGAGUGUAGGUUUGGACCGAGGGAUUGUCUGUUUCUUAACCUGAAACCAAGGAGUUUGGCAGAGAGAUUACUUCCCUGUUGUUGGUGAGUGAAACAUCUGAGCCCCGAGUAUCCCUCUUUUCAGAGGACCUACCUGUCAGUACUGCUUCUUCUGUCUGAGAUGUUUGUCGGUUAACAUGAGGUGAGAUUCCGUGAAAGGGCAGAACUCUCUGCCACCACAGUAUUCUUAGCCCCUCUUUACCUGAAGUGCAGGAAAUCAAGAGUUGUAGGCUGCUGGGUGGAUCCGCUUAAUCAUUCAUUCCCCAGCAUUUUUGUCAAAAUCCAAGCUACUUUAUAAAUAAGACAUUAGGCAAAGAAGUUGCCUGAAAUGUAAUAUUGAUUUAAACAUCUGAAAACAGCAUUAUGAGCUCUGUAGCUCUUUGACUUCUGAGGGCUCGUAGCCUGCUGGGUUUUCUAACUUAAUGGUCAACUCAUUUAAAUAAUCUGCCAGUUUGUUGCAUAUUCAUUUGUAAACCCUAUAAGAGAGGAAAUAUUCUAGUAAUAAUUACUGGACACACCAGCAAUCACAGUAACUCAUUGUUCCUUCAAACUGUAAAGCCCAGUUUGUUAAAUUCACUGGCAAGUUGGGGCUCCUUCCCUAAAUUUCCUUUAUCAUCCUUUGUUGUGCAAAUUAGUUUAGCAAGAAAAAUCACCAUUUCCUCCUUGUUACAAAAAGGUGGGGUAAUUUAAUGUGGGUGAGGGAUAAAUCAAAUCAUAUAAACUAUCAAAUUCAUUCCAUUCAGCUGCCUGAAAUGAAUUCCUGAGAUAAUGAGAACUAAGAAAUUCCAAAGAGUAAACAAUACAACAGCAGACAACUGAGUUCCAAAAAAACAGGAAGCACUGUCUUGACCUUACAGGUCUAGUUUACACACGUAUUUUUCAGCUAUUUCUAAGUGGCAAACCUCAGGACGAGAUCUUCAAACAUGUAAUUAUUAGCCUUGGUAAAAUGAUGAUUAUUUUGGCUGCAGUUUUGGUAACAAUCGCUUUGGUUGCAAUAAUGAACUGCUCCAUCUAGAUGGCUCGUGGUACCCAGACAAAAGACUAUGUAAUGGCAGAUUUAAACGUAUUAAUUAUGUAUCUUUAAAUUCCCAUUAUUAAGACAUGGCAAUUACAACACAAACAUUUCCAAGUCAAGAAAUUAGAACAUUGCAGUUUAACAAAACAUAAACAUAAAUCUGGAAAUAUUGUUGAUUUCAUCACCAGCCUUGACUCUUAUCCAUUAUGGACUGAUGAGAGAUCCUUUAAUCUCUAGUUGCAAUUGGAAAAAAUGUGUUUAUAUGAACUAUAUCAUUAUAUAUCAUUAUCAGUAUAUUCUUCUGUUCUACAAUGAACUGGCUUUCAUCCUUGUAACCAGAAUUGGAGCCCAUCAUUGGAGAAUGUACUGGAAGUCUGUGGCCAUAUGUUGAUAUUUUGUCUGCCUAUGAAAAUGUGAGCUCUCUGAUCUAUGCUGGAAGCAUGAAUGGCCUAAUGUGGGAAAGCCAGUGUAUAGUACAAUGAUGGGAAGGGACAGAGGGUAAUAUGCCAAAUAAUGUCUGCUGGGGCAUGUACCGGAAGGCAAAGGAAGGGCUGAGCCUUCUGCCUCUUAGUGGGUGGGUUUACAGUUACCUGUUGGGUUAUCACUAGGAUAGUGGGGAUGGUCUUCAGCUUGUAGCUGAAAAAUAGAUACAGGAUGGAUGCAAUUGAUCAAGAAGGCAAAGGUAAAGUUGGUGUUUGGAAACUUAACUGAGUGUCUCUAGAUUUUUCCCAUGUGUUUUAACUACAAUAUUCUAAUUUCCUCAGUUUCAGUUACCCAUGUUUUAAUUUGAACUCAAAAGUCCCUCACUUUCAGUCUUUUAAAAAUGACAAUAGUAUUCUAAUAAUGCAGUUUUAAAUGUAAAGAUUUGUUUAUAGCCAUAUUAACUAGGCUUUUUGUCUGGAAUCUUCAUUUCUUAUUGUCCAAAAGAACAUGUUGACUGUUUGUUUAUAAUUAAACAAUAUCCAUAGGGGUAGGGAGCUUUCAGAACUCAAACACAUUAAUUCUGAGUGGCACUAACUUCCAAGUCCCAUUGCCUAGCAGCACCAAUGACUGAAGAACUCCUUAGUGAACCAUACAUCUGUGGCUGGCUCUCUGUACAGGUGCCACAAUUGGCAGGUGCAGCUGGAAUUCUCUAGAGGUGUUGUGGCAUCCGCUCAAUUAUAGGGCCAUGCCCUAACUUACAUGUGGCUGCAAACCCGUCUGGAGCAGAUAAUACAUCAGAAAUUGCAUGAGGCAAUGACUUACCCCUAAGAUUGGUCAGGAAUAGACAGGCAAAAAUGGUACCUCAAGUUAUUGUUUUAUUGACAGAUAGUGGAGCAUAGACUAUGUGGGACACUCCUGUGGAACUGUGACCUGCUUACUGUUAAGCAGAAGUAAUUUUAGGAACAUCUGCAAUUGUAAGUCUUAGACCUGCUAUAGGAUGCAUGGAACCAGACCUCUUUGAGAGUCAUAAAUGAAACUCUGCCCAAAGUAAUCCUGGUGCAUGGUUGGGGCUGUAUUUGAAUCUUGAUGCCAUCAGAUGCUGUUUAAAUCUGAUAUUAAAGAGUAUCACGUGAGCAAAUGCUUAGGAAGGAGCAAUAUGGAGCCAGAAGGUGACUCAAGAUUCACAGGUACUUCUCACUUUAUCUUUAGCAACUCAUUCAAUAAGCGUGUAUUUUUAUCACAGCUGUGGACUCACUUUAUAUUGGCUUGGUUUACAUUUGUUACCACCUUUAUAGGACAUGACUUGCUAAAACAUACAGAUGCACUGACUCCUGAUGACAAUGUCUUGAAAUGGAAUAAGUGUUGCCAAUAUUCAGUGAUGCUUUUCUCUGACUAAAUGCAGGAUGAAUCCAUUUCCUUUUUUUUAAUUUUUGCACUAUCACUUAUUUACUCCCACUUCUUUGUGCUUUGGUGGUUUUGGUUUUGGUUUUGGUUUUGUCUUGUCUUCAGUUAAAAUAUGUCCUAGGAUUUUUAUUAUUAUUAUUUCGCUUUCCUUCAGUUUGCAAGGUGAUAAUAUAACAGUGUGUUAAACCUGAGUGCUUGGAAGGCAUUUUCUGUUUGUUGCCUGCAGUGGAUAGCAUAAUUGGGUGAAAUUCCUUGUUUAUAAAUAAUGUUAGAAUGUUUGUUUAUGGAGAUUUUUUUUAAUUAUAUGGUUUAGAUUCUGUAAAUGAAUAUUUGUGUUGUAAUAGUAUUACUCAAAUAUAUUUUGCUAUUUUGGGUGCUCA
Messenger RNA from Pelodiscus sinensis (Chinese soft-shelled turtle), 6375 nucleotides. The record is from RefSeq and is a predicted model, not a curated record. Lineage: Eukaryota; Metazoa; Chordata; Testudines; Trionychidae.